AAGUAUCAUGGAGGAUCAGUAGGAGAACUGAGGCCAUACAAGAAAACCGAGCUGUGGGUCCAAACUCUGGAGUUGAACAUUGUAUUGCCAUAUUUUUAUUUUUUUAUUUUACGUUAACCUAGUGUUUUAUAUUUUACUAAUAAUGGAGAUGAAAAAGAGGAUCAGUUUAGAAUUGAGGAAUAGGACACCAGCGGAGGUGACAGAGCUGGUGGUGGAUAACUGCCGCACCAGUGAUGGUGAAGUAGAGGGCCUGACAGAUGACUUCAAGGAGCUGGAAUUCCUCAGCAUGGUCAACGUUGGACUCACCUCCCUGGCAAAGCUACCGUCGCUGCCCAAACUGCGCAAGUUGGAGCUGAGUGACAACAAUAUCUCAGGUCAUUUGGAGACACUUUCAGAGAAAUCCCCCAACCUGACGUAUCUAAACCUGAGUGGCAACAAGAUAAAGGAGCUGAGCAACGUUGAGGCCCUGCAAAAUCUGAAGAACCUGAAGAGCCUGGACCUGUUUAACUGUGAGAUCACCACACUGGAGGAGUACCGUGAGAGCAUCUUUGAGCUGCUGCCUCAGGUCACCUACCUGGACGGCUUCGACCAGGAGGACAACGAGGCCCCUGACUCAGAGGCAGACGCCGACGAUGAUGAGGGGGAGGACGGAGCCGGACCAACAGGGGACUAUGACGAUGAAGAUGACGACGAGGAGGAGGAAGAGGAGGUCUCGGAAGGAAGAGAGGUUGGGCUCUCUUACCUAAUGAAGGAAAAGAUCCAGGAUGAAGAGGAUGAUGAUGACUACGCAGAGGAGGAGGAUGGAAAAGAGAAGGCAGGAGUCAAAGUUGAGAAGAGGAAGAGGGAUGCUGAGGAUGAAGGGGAGGAUGAUGAUGAUGACGAUGACGACGAUGAUGACUAGGCUUGUCUUUCCCCAGCGAACCUCUGGAUCCAGAUCCAAGCUGUAGAACAAUAACCACAAAAAAGUGUGAUCUUGCAGAUUGUUUCUCUUUGUAUACCAUAGAUAUCACUAUAGAGGCUGUUUUUUUUCUUCGUUUUUAUAUAUAUGAGAUACAAUAUGAAAAUGAGAUUUUAUCGACAAUUAAUUUGUUAAUCAUUCCAUGUUAAACGACCACCCCAAAUCUCUUCAAUGUGUAAGGGCUCUAAAAUAAAUGGAUGAGGGGGGGGCUGGUUUUAUCUCGAA
Messenger RNA from Oncorhynchus nerka (sockeye salmon), 1183 nucleotides. Its product is annotated as acidic leucine-rich nuclear phosphoprotein 32 family member E-like. The record is from RefSeq and is a predicted model, not a curated record. Lineage: Eukaryota; Metazoa; Chordata; Actinopteri; Salmoniformes; Salmonidae. Gene Ontology annotation, cellular component: nucleus. Bases 143 to 901 code for a protein of 252 amino acids. Gene Ontology annotation, molecular function: phosphatase inhibitor activity; histone binding. The transcript has 7 exons. Gene Ontology annotation, biological process: regulation of apoptotic process.